UCUACACUGCAAGUGAAAAGAUUCGUAGAGCAGUGGGACAAAAAUAAAUAAAUAAAGCAAAAGGCUGCAACAGCACAAGAAACAGAAACAGAUAAAAGAAGAGAAAGUGAGUGGAAGAGAGUUUACAACAGAAAGAAAAUGUUAAGGAGAAACAGAUCCCAAAAGUGGUGGCAUAGAUAAAUACUGCUUAGUUUACUAAUGAGGGACAAGGGAAACGUAUAUCUCAUUGGACUCCAGGGACCAGCACGCUAGGCUCAGAUCCCUGAAAAGUAAUGGAUAACGCCAUGUACAGAGGGGCUAGCUUGGAAGAGAGGCAAUGUCAAUCCAGUAGCAUUUCUCCUCAGGACAAGUGUACCCUGCAACAAAAGAGGGUGAGUUUCACAUGUGAGCGAAAGAAUGGACAUCAUAUGCACGGAGAUUCCAUCUCAUUGCAGUCUGAUAGCAUGGACAACCACUGCCAGCUGUAUGGCCAGUACACAGAGCAAUUGGGAGAGUUUGCACGAAAAGAAGCUGCUCGAAUUCGGGAGAGAAAUGCCAGUAAUGCUGCCAGUGCUGACCAAGCUCCUCCUCAUCGUCCAUCAUGUACAGAUAAAGGGCAUGAGCCAAAGCGUGAACCAUACUCCAAAUGUCGAGACUGUGGAAGGCGGAUCCAAAAAUACCUCUUUACGAAGCUGGGUGAAGAUUGGAUUUUCCUGGUGCUUCUUGGGUUGGUGAUGGCGCUCGUCAGCUGGUCUAUGGACUAUGCAAGUGCCAAAAGUUUACAAGCAUACAAAUGGAUGUACAGGGAACUUGGUGACAAUGUACUACUGCAGUACCUCGCAUGGGUGACCUAUCCAAUCAUCAUGGUGGUCUUUUCUGCACUUUUUUGCCACCUUGUCUCGCCACAGGCAGUAGGCUCAGGCAUUCCAGAGUUGAAGACCAUCAUCCGAGGGGUGGUGCUAAAAGAAUAUCUUACCUUGCGUGCCUUUGUGGCCAAAGUGGUGGGACUGACAGCUGGUCUUGGAAGUGGCAUGCCUGUGGGAAAAGAGGGUCCCUUUGUGCACAUUGCAAGCAUAUGUGCUGCUGUCCUCAGCAAGUUUAUGUCUGUAUUCUGCGGGGUAUACCAGCAGCCACAUUGCUACUCUGAUAUCCUGACAGUUGGCUGUGCCGUAGGGGUGGGCUGCUGUUUCGGAACCCCUCUUGGAGGGGUUCUCUUCAGCAUUGAGGUGACCUCCACAUACUUUGCUGUCCGGAAUUACUGGCGGGGAUUUUUUGCAGCAACAUUCAGUGCUUUCAUUUUUCGAGUUCUUGCAGUUUGGAACAAAGAUGCCGUCACUAUCACAGCCCUUUUCCGAACUAACUUUCGAAUGGAGUUUCCAUUUGAUCUUCAAGAGCUGCCAGCUUUUGCCGUGAUUGGGAUCUGCUGUGGUUUCCUGGGGGCUUUCUUUGUCUACCUGAAUCGGCAAGUUGUAUUAUUCAUACGUCGUAAGAAUGUCUUGACCUGCUUCCUCACGAAAUAUCGUCUGGUCUACCCAGGAGUUGUGGCCUUUGUGAUAGCUACUAUCACCUUUCCUCCAGGUUUUGGACAGUUCAUGGCAGGAGAGCUAAUGACCCGGGAGAGUAUCAACUCACUCUUCGACAACCACACCUGGACAAAACAUGUUGGAAACACCCAGGUCCUUGGAAAGUCAGCAGUAUGGAUUCAUCCCAAACUUAAUGUCUUCGUCAUCCUCCUUCUGUUUUUUGUUAUGAAGUUCUGGAUGUCUGCAGUUUCUACAACUUUGCCAAUUCCCUGUGGUGCUUUUAUGCCAGUCUUUGUAUUAGGAGCUGCCUUUGGGAGAAUUGUCGGAGAGAUAAUGGCCACACUCUUUCCUAAUGGGAUUCUGUUUGAUGGAAUCAUCUACCGGAUCCUGCCUGGUGGCUAUGCUGUCAUAGGUGCUGCAGCACUGACUGGUGCAGUGACCCAUACUGUUUCAACAGCUGUCAUCUGCUUUGAGCUCACAGGACAGAUAUCCCAUAUUCUUCCUAUGAUGGUCGCUGUUAUCCUUGCCAACAUGGUGGCCCAGAGCCUACAGCCAAGUCUCUAUGACAGCAUCAUCCAGGUGAAGAAGCUACCUUACCUACCUGACCUUGGCUGGUCCCACAUGAAUAAAUAUAACAUCUUUGUAGAAGACAUCAUGGUACGAGAUGUGAAGUACCUUUCCUACAUCUGUGUUUACCGUGACCUCCAGAAUGUGAUUGAAAGCUGUUGCCUCAAGACUUUGCCCCUAGUGGACUGUUCAGAGUCUAUGAUCCUGCUAGGCUCAAUAGAAAGAACAGAACUUCAAGCUUUGCUUCAGAGGCACCUUAGUAAGGAACGACGGUUAAUGCAGAAGGAGCCACAGAGGAAACAGCUGUUAGACAAGGGGCAGGCUUCACCACGGCUUGAAGGCAAACACAAGUCCUUUCCUUUUGUAUAUGAGGCUAGAUCAGAAGAAAUCGUUCAGAAGUCAGAAGUGACUCCAGUGGUAUUUCCAAACACUCCACUUUCCGGAGAACCCAAUGGUCCUGUAAGUCCCAGCAAACCUCCAGAAGAAGAAAAUCAGGAAUGUGCAGGAACAGGAGUUCUGAGAACCAUGAGAGACACGAUUUGCCGUAUGCUGUGCUAUACUACACCACCACCAGAAAAGGAAAAAGAAGAGGAGGUCCCAGAGAUGGUGGACAGCAUGAACCCAGAAGAGUUAUUGAAGAUAAAAGCAUGGGAGGAAGAAGAGCUGAACAAGCCAGUUGACUUUGAAAGUUGUCGCAUCGAUCCAUCACCCUUUCAGUUAGUGGAACGGACUUCCUUGCAUAAGGCUCACACGCUCUUCUCAUUAUUGGGCCUGAAUCAUGCCUAUGUCACCAGUAUUGGGAAGCUAGUGGGAGUUGUGGCAUUAAAAGAGCUUCAGAAGGCUAUUGAAGGUUCUACGAGCUCAGGUGUGAGGUUACGUCCACCUCUUGCCAGUUUUCGUGACAGCACAAGAAGUGCUUCUAAAAAGAGCCAUCUGGCCCCAGCACCCCAAAUUUGGACUCUUCAUAACACCAGCUGCACAGUAGAUGUGGAAGCAGGGCAGGAGAAAGGACUCAAUGCUGCAAAAACAGCAGAUACAGAUGAAACAGAGCUUCAGAAUUUGGGGUCUAGGAGCACAGCACAAACAUCCAGAGACCUGCAACCUUUAUCAGAUGAUACCGAGGUCAGUGAAGACAGUCACCUAUGAAACCGAAUAGCACAACAUGCUUUUUGCUGUGUGCAUCUUAAUGAACUCAUGCAGACAACACUAUGAACUUCUUCCAAUAUACCCCUCUACCCCUCUGCUAUAUUACUGUACAUGAGAACUAAAACUCUUCAAGGCACUGGCUAUGAUCAGAUCCUAGGAGUAUCGAUUUGAAUGGUCUUAGGAUCUCCAUGUCUGGAGAUCAACUUGAUACUGAAAAUGACAGCAACAUAAUUCUGCUAACUAUCGCAGCAGGUCAGCUAAGAUAAGAGGAAGUUUUCUGAAAAUUUUACCUUCCUCCAGAUAUGGCAGUGGUGUAAUAUGUGGUUUACUAUGCCUGAAGAAGAAGAAUUGUAACCAUUGUGAAAGAAGGCAAUACACGUCUUGGCCACAGAGCUGCAAUCAAAGAAAGUUUAAACAAUUUUAGUAUAUCCCUUUAAAAUGUAAGUGGUCAUACUGUAUCACUGCACUUCAUGCCUGUUUAUUCAUUUCACUCAGUAACUUUUUAGUGAUGAAGCACUCAGUAAUAAAUUAACAACACAAAUCAAAAAAAGCAGUGGGAAGUGAUUCUGGACUGUACACUCCAAGGAUGCAUUCAAGCAGGAUGCUAUAACCGUGAGAUAUUUAAGCAUCUAGGAGAUCCAAAGUGGUUUAUACUAUGCAUGCUGGUGUGUGUCACUGAACCUAGAAAAAACAGGUCUCAUAUAUAUCAAUACAAAUAAUCAUUAGGAAUGCAGAUUAAACUUCGUCACAAGCUAACGUAAACAAUAUUUUCUCUAAGCAAAUCUCCUUCCAGCUUAGCAGUUAAAGGGAUAUUUUAUUUUGUAAACAGUUUAUUACCAUUUGUAUGAA
Messenger RNA from Protopterus annectens (West African lungfish), 4064 nucleotides. RefSeq names its product chloride voltage-gated channel 1 (gene CLCN1). Gene Ontology annotation, biological process: chloride transport; transmembrane transport. The record is from RefSeq and is a predicted model, not a curated record. Gene Ontology annotation, cellular component: membrane. Bases 273 to 3215 code for a protein of 980 amino acids. Lineage: Eukaryota; Metazoa; Chordata; Ceratodontiformes; Protopteridae. Gene Ontology annotation, molecular function: voltage-gated chloride channel activity. The transcript is spliced from 23 exons.